CAGGCGGAGGAAGGUGCCAGACAGAGAGACUUCUGACCACUUGUUUCCGCUCCCGUUUAGCUGAUGGUUUGUUUCCCAUGUUGACUCCGUCUCUCGGCUCUUCUUAUAACAUUACUACACCCUGCACUUUAAUGUGCGCGCGAGCCUAUUCGUCUUUUCCCGUGUAGUCAUGUGAUAUGAAGUUGACAGAAGUGACGCGUCUUGGUUUUUUUUGUGUUUUGCAUAACCUGUAUCGGGAUCCACCGGAAGAAACGCACCUCAUACACUCGACGCAGAGGUGUUCGGCUCUGAACAGACUCGGCGGCAAAAUGAAAAUCCAGCUGAAAAUAAAUGGACUAAGGGGAGAGGAAAAUAUCAUCAAUCUUUGCGAGAGGCAAGAGGAGAUGAGCAGGAUCACUGUGCAGCAGCUAAAGAAUAAAAUCGCGGAAGAACUAAAUAUCGAGGAUGACUUCCGGGUGGUCCACAAAGCCAGGCCGCUGGAGGAAUCCGCCGUGCUGUCGUCCUACCGGAUCCGACAUCUGUCCACCAUCCACAUGCUGCUGAUGCUGCCCGGAGGCGCCUGACGUGAUGAAGACGCACAGAGACAGUGAAUGUGCCCUGCCCUUACUUGUUGGGGCAUAUGUUUGAAAAAACACGUAUAUGUUUAAAGUGCCCUGUGGUAAAUAAAACAUGAUAAUGGUGGCUCAAUGAAGAACGUGUUACAUGCUGCUAUAUGCCAGAAAACGAGUCGUUUCCUUUGCCCAAUGUCCCAAUUUAAACAUAAUUAAAUACCUACGGCAGGACUUAAAAUGAAAUGUCUAAAUAUUUUUUUGUAGAAAUGAGUUGUGUUACCGGUUAACAUGUCUUUCUUUAUUACAAGCUGAUGCUAUUUUUAUUAUUCUCUUCCUUGUGAAGUCUAUUCACCCACGUGUGCCAGUGAACGCUCUCCAUAUGUCAAUCAACAGCGUGCGUCACAUUGUUGGUUGUCAUCGAGUCAUGGGGUGUUAGGUGACAUUCAGUUGAAUCUCAGCAGCAAAAUGAAUUAUGACCCGCAGGGUAAACAAUAUGUCAUCAUGAGAAACUCAAAACAAAGAGAUCAGCAGAAACUGCGAGUAAAAGAAUGUAGUCAGACAACAUUCUGUAGUCUGUCAGUAAAGUAAAAACAAGAACAAGGAUGUUAGAAAUAUUCCCGAUAUCAUGCAGGAACACUUUAUAAUUGAAUUUUCUUUACUUCAUUAUCAGCAUUACAAGGCGUUUUCUUUCAAACAUCUGCCGUCUGGCAGCGAGGUUUCAAAAUAAAACCACACCUUUAAUCUUCCCUUAAUUAGCAUUGAGGCUCCUAACGCGAAGCUGCCGGUUGAGACAUUGAGAGGAAGCCACUUCCUCCACUACACCGUCCUGGAGUCAUCAUGUGAAGCUGUCAGUAAGUAUUAUUCCCCCUCUAAUAUCUCAGUUAGUAUCCUCGCAGCUGUUUGAAAGUUACUCCAAUCUAUUUGAUUUGAAUCCGUGCAGCUAUGUAUUGUGUUUGUCUUGUGUAAUCAGUGUUAACACUCAUUUCACAGCUUGGAUUAAAACCGUGAAUGUUACAGAGUCAUUGCACGCGAUGCAAAACAAUAACGCGCUUUGUUUACCCUCAGAUUACUUUCGGGACCAUCGUAGAAAUGUGUGAUUUAAGGUGCGCAACCCGAACUUUACUUCUUUAACAAUAACUUCCUCCUGCUGGCGGUCCGUCAGAGAUCUACAUCCGUCCACAGUUUUGUUCUCGUGCCAGUGCUGCUGCUGUCCAGGUUUAAACUGUCUCCUCCACAAAAGUCAAAGGAAAAACUUCACAGGAGGAAAGAUGAGCGGCUCAAGAAAACGACCGAAUAACGAGGCUGUAGUGGUAAAGUGGAAGAAACGAAAAGAAAACAACGAUGCAGUGACUCCGACACAGAGACGUCAUUAUGGUCUGUAUAAUCAGGGUGCCACAUGUUACCUCAACAGUGUCCUGCAGGUUUUCUCCAUGACAACAGAGCUCCACGACAGGCUGGAGCCAAAAUCACAAACCACAGAUCAAGAGCUGAUAGUCGUCUUUAAAAAACUGAAGAAAACAUGUAAAACAAAAAACACCGGCAAGAGUUUGGCGAUAGAGAACGCUAACAAUAACAGUACAUCAGAAAGCUGUGAUAUACGCGAUCCAAGAGCCAAACAAACGGAUCUUCAGCUGAGAAAAAUCUUUGAAGGCCUGAAGGAAGCAACAUGUAGGACAGAAACGAUCACAGCAGCAUUCGGGAUCCUAAAUGUUGGUGAACAACGGGAUGCAGCUGAAUGCCUGGAGAUGAUUUUACGUAAGAUCAGCCCACAGGCCUCUGAGGUUUUCCAAGGAGCGCUGAGACACACAACAAAAUGCUCCAAAGGCCACAUAAUCAUUGAAGAGACAAAUGAGUUCUGGACUCUUCCACUGUCACUGAAUGACACUCAUGACUCAUCCUACAGCGUGGAAAGCGGCUUUGAAAGGAUUUUCCAGUCGAAACCACACAAUGGAGUGUACUGCAACGAGUGUGAAGAGACAACAGAGGCGACCAGCAGGUGUGAGAUGGUGGUAUUUCCUCAGAUUUUGACUCUCCUUCUCAAGAAAUUUGACUUUGACAACACCACCAGGACACAUUCCAAAACAAACCGCCGUGUGCAUGUGCCACGUGAAUUAGAGACAAAGGACAUGAACUAUGAACUGUAUGCGGUGGUGAAUCACAUUGGCAGUGUAAGAGGUGGACAUUACACGGCCACCAUCCUGUCCAAUGAGGACAGAACCUGGUACGAGUUUGAUGACACUCACGUCUCCAAGGUUAAAGAGCAACUAUUUGCAGAAACCAGGACUUACAAUUCCAGCACUGCCUAUCUGCUGAUGUACAGAGCCGCAGCAAAACAUGACGACACAAACCAAAUCCCUCCUCCAACACUAAACACGAGCCACUCCAGUCGACCCCCUGACAGCACAUCAGUAGAGAUAGAAAAAGAUGAGAGUUCUCAGAAACUCUCCAAGAGUCCAACUUGCAAGAUGACUCCCCUUUGGAUUUCACUCAUCCUUAUCGCUUGUGUGUUAGUUGCGAUCCUUAUUGUUGUAUUGUCAAUAAUAUACAGCUAGGGAGGAUUUAUGUCAGCACUGAUCACUGGUUCAGCCAGAAAGUUGGCUCUCACGGUGAUAAUGAAAACCCUUUGUACGCGAUGUACUGAACCAUGUGGACACAUGUUGAUGAUCAAGGGACACCUGUAAUCUUUACCUCAGCGUCACUAUUCAUUCUGUUAAUGUUUUUUUGCCAUGUUUUGUCAUUACUCUUUUUUAGUGUCACUUAUUAACAUUAUGUUUUGUAGAAGUUCAACUGUUCAUGACUUUGCUGUUUAAUAAAAAUAAAAAAGA
Molecule: messenger RNA, 3376 nt
Organism: Anarrhichthys ocellatus (wolf-eel)
Lineage: Eukaryota; Metazoa; Chordata; Actinopteri; Perciformes; Anarhichadidae
Product: putative ubiquitin carboxyl-terminal hydrolase 50
Exons: 16
Coding region: 1820-3103 (427 amino acids)
Biological process (GO): protein deubiquitination
Cellular component (GO): nucleus; cytosol
Molecular function (GO): cysteine-type deubiquitinase activity
Source: RefSeq, a predicted model, not a curated record